AUGGAGGUCUUGGAUUUGUGGCCAGUUUUCCAGAAACAUGGGAGGGUUUGGGAUGUUUUCAUCUCCUCCAAAAGGGACCAAGCAGGCAGGAGGUUCGGGUUUGUGCGGUUUUUGGACGUCAAGGACUCACGUAAACUAGAACAAGAUCUGGAUAACAUCAUGAUUGGCAAGAUGAAACUUCACGCCAAUCUGCCAAGGUUCUCUAAACCUAAGAGGAGGAUGGCUUUGCCUCAUGGCCAAAACCCUGAGAGGGUGCAGGAGCCUAGGGCACCUGCCCAAUGGCGAGUGCGUCAGGCGAGUCAAUCGUAUGCACAAGCGGUUAGUCAGAAGGGACGCGUGGAGUCAGUGCCGGCAUCUGGUUCGGGUCCCCAACCAAUGACUGUCAAGUCACAAAGUCUGCCCCUGCAAGCUGUGGAGGAAUGGCGCGGCCCAGAAGUUCUGGAUGGUGAGGAAUGGAUGUCCAGGAGCUUGGUGGGGGUGAUCAAGGAUCGUGAUAUGGCUACAAAACUUCGUGGUGAAGCGUUCCUUCUCCGGGGGUUUGAGACGGUGAAGGUAAGAUUUCUAGGGGAUGAUCUAGCGCUCCUCACGGGGCCUGAAGGUGUUGAUCUUUCGCAACUGUUACACGAAUCUCGUGACUGGCUCGCGGAAGUCUUUGUUACCACUUACCCUUGGAGUCCACUGGUAGCACCUGAUCAUAGGGUUACGUGGGUGCGCUGCUUUGGUGUCCCGAUCAAUAUGUGGACGAAGCUUUGCUUACAGGAGCUAGUAGCACCAUUGGGAGAACUCAUUGCUGUAGACCCCCAAACUGAGUCCUUUACAUAUCUAGAGUUUGCAAAGGUCCAAAUUCGUACCAAGGAACCUGGGGUGUUGUCCCUUUGUAGGAAGAUAAAGGUUCGUGAUGCGGUGUUUUCUGUGAACAUCAUUGAAGAUAUGGGGAGCCUGGGGUUGGGAACCUGUGAGUGUUCCUGCAGUAAGUGUGACAAGGAGGUGUCAGUGGAAGGCUCUUUGAAUUUGGAGGUUGAUGAUUCAAACUUCUCAGUCUCUGAUGAGGAUCACGACAUGUAG
This is a messenger RNA of Lotus japonicus, 1065 nucleotides long. RefSeq lists its product as uncharacterized. The transcript has a single exon. Bases 1 to 1065 code for a protein of 354 amino acids. The record is from RefSeq and is a predicted model, not a curated record. Gene Ontology annotation, molecular function: RNA binding. NCBI's taxonomy places the organism in Eukaryota, Viridiplantae, Streptophyta, Magnoliopsida, Fabales, Fabaceae.